AUGGGCUCCAAAACCCUAGGCCUGAAGAAAUACUCACCGCGGUCUCGAACAGGGUGCCGGACGUGUCGUGCACGACGGAUUAAAUGCGAUGAGACACCAGGACCAUCAUGCAAGAACUGCACGUCGACAGGUCGUACUUGCGACCGGUCCCCGCAGUUUCAGCUCCCCAUAAAAUCGCGCCUUCGACACGCUAGUCACCUGCACAACUACAUUUCCACCAACCUGCCCGGUAUGACAGCCGAUGAGCGCCGCUGUCUCGCCUUAUUUCAGACAUAUACGAUGCCCAUGCUGACCGGGUUAUGUGACUCGGAACUCUGGCAACGGCUCGUGCUACAGAUGAGUCAGAUGGAGCCGGCAGUUGGACACGCUGUCGCAGCGCUGGGCGCAUUCCACGAAACUACGACUGUGGGUGUAGCUGGUAUGAAUAACGAUUAUCAGCUCUUUGCACUGGAGCAAUACGGGCGGGCGAUUGCGGUUCUUCGUCGCCGUCUUGCGUCCGGGUCUGGGGAUCCCCAGCUACGGAUUACAGCGUUGGUGUGUUGUGUGAUCUUUGUGGUGCUAGAGUUAUUGCAAGAUAAUUACGGAAACAUAUUGGUGCAUCUGAGGAAUGGGAUAUACAUCCUUAUGAAUGAGACUGGCCCGAAAGCGAGGGAAGCAAUAUUCAAAUCCCUUCCCGCUGGUCCGAAAAAUGAUAGUGAGCGAGAAGAGGACGCGGUUUUCACGCAUAUGUUUGCGCAGUUGACAGUCCAGGCAGCGCAUUUCAGCGAGGAUUCCGUGAUGAGGUUGCAACCAUUGGAUGCGCAUCUCUCCACGGUGCAUUACGACAGUAUAGAAAUUCGCAGUCUGAUUGAAGCAAAGGAUACGUUGGACCCGUUGAUUGAUAGCAUGGUGCGUUUCUGGACGCGCUGCGAAGUAGAGCUUCGAGAUCGCUCUGCAGAUCAUUAUCCUCUCUAUGUCGAGCAACAACGGCAAUACAGUAACAUACAACGCCAUAUCAACGCCUUUGAGACAUACGUGUCCCAAGCCCAACACUACUCACCCAAGGAAACUCGAGCUAUCGAUACAAUCCGCGUCAGUCACAUCGUUAUGAGUACCUAUAUCGCCACCUUCAUGGAUCUCACCGAGACCAUCUACGACCGAUUCCUAGCACGAUGGACCCAAGCCGUAAUUUUGACAGAGCAGAUCGUCGCCAGUCUUCAAACGGAAUACGCCCACAAGCAACAGCCACUUCCCAACGUCAUCUCCGAUAUUGGGGUCUUCGUCCCAUUGUUUUCGGUAGGGAUCAAGUGCCGCGAUGUGGGUAUCCGAGAGCGUGUGUUGAGGUUGUUCCGCACAUGGCCGCAUCGUGAAGGACUGCAUGACUCAAUGUCAUACUUAUACAUGGUGCGGGAAAUAGCGAAGCUGGAAGGGGAGGCAGCCGAUGCUAAUGGGUAUGUGCCGGAGAAGGCGAGGGUGCGAACGAUGAUGUUUGAAAAGGUUGGAGAUGGAAAGCAUGUGGUGCUACACUACGCGUUAUCGGACCCAGAGGCGAAAGAAUUGGUAAUGAGGAGAAGAGUUUUUGCAAUGGAUGAAUUGAUAUAA
Messenger RNA from Aspergillus tubingensis, 1581 nucleotides. RefSeq names its product Zn(II)2Cys6 transcription factor. Gene Ontology annotation, molecular function: DNA-binding transcription factor activity, RNA polymerase II-specific; zinc ion binding. Gene Ontology annotation, biological process: regulation of DNA-templated transcription. The record is from RefSeq and is a predicted model, not a curated record. The transcript has a single exon. Lineage: Eukaryota; Fungi; Ascomycota; Eurotiomycetes; Eurotiales; Aspergillaceae. Bases 1 to 1581 code for a protein of 526 amino acids.